This is a messenger RNA of Hyposmocoma kahamanoa, 1134 nucleotides long. It is a transcript of the gene nvd, whose product is annotated as cholesterol 7-desaturase. Gene Ontology annotation, cellular component: chloroplast. The record is from RefSeq and is a predicted model, not a curated record. Gene Ontology annotation, biological process: chlorophyll biosynthetic process; cholesterol metabolic process. The transcript is spliced from 6 exons. NCBI's taxonomy places the organism in Eukaryota, Metazoa, Arthropoda, Insecta, Lepidoptera, Cosmopterigidae. Gene Ontology annotation, molecular function: chlorophyllide a oxygenase activity. Bases 1 to 1032 code for a protein of 343 amino acids.
AUGGUGUUCAGAAGACUGUUCCCGCUGCCACACAUCCUGCUCACGGUCGACGAAAUGCGUUUCGUCGACCGUGAGCAUCAAAACCAUCAGUACGCGCCUCCGCAGAACGGGGGCAGCCACAAUAGCAUUCUGAAGGUGUUAUUAUACUUGACCUUCAGGGCAUUGAAGGAUUUCUGCGUACAGUGUCUGGCAGUAAGCCUUAAAAAGAGUUACUUCCUUCUCAUUCGUACACCGUGCAAUAGUGUUGAGUUACUCACACACGAGGCAACUCGUUUGCACCACUCGCUUGUUCCAAAAGGGGUAUCUGUAAAAAAAUGGCCAACAGUGGAAGUAGAAGGCGCUGUUUGGAUCUGGCACGACGCGGAAAAUAGACCUCCGAUGUGGGAAAUGAAGGAGCCUGAGGAGUUGAAGACUUAUGGAUAUCGGGGAAGGAAUGAGUUCACAGUCAGCUGUCAUAUACAGGAGAUUCCGGAAAACGGCGCUGAUGUUGCGCAUCUGAACGCAGUCCAUGGAACGUCAGUGCUUGCCACGUUUACAAAGAAACAUCCCAUUCUCCACUCUUUAAUAGGCGAGCAUUAUUGGACCGCUGACUGGCAACGUAACCAAGAUCGUCUACACACGACCGACAUUAACAUCACGCAUGAUUAUAAAUGGAUGAAGAUAAACCUUUUCCACGUCGAUGUCAAAGUUACACAGAUUGGUCCUGGUCAGGUUCAACUCCGCCUCUCCACCUCGCUCGGUAAGGCACUGAUCUCCAACUCCGUGACCCCGGUGGGUCCGCUUAAACAAAAAUGCGUCUUCAGAGUGUUCUCCCCUGCUUCAAACGCUAUGAUGGGGUGGAUUUUUAAUCGUUCCGAAGCUGCCAUGUUCAAACGCGACGUAGCAAUAUGGAAUAGCAAACGCUAUGUCGGGGCUCCAGCGUAUGUUAAGGCGGACAAGACUAUCAGAGCUUAUAGGACCUGGUUUAGUCAGUUCUAUAGUGAUAAUAGCCAAAGUUUCAGAGAAGCUAACCAAAAUCCAUUAGAUUGGUAAAUUAAGUUAUAUAAUCAUUGAAUUACAAAUAAAUGGACGACGGGUCUAAUACAAAAACCACGAAAAAAUGUCCCAAGUCAACCUAUUUAAACGUAGUGUCAU